Salvia miltiorrhiza (redroot sage) is the source of this 2884-nucleotide messenger RNA. Its product is annotated as interactor of constitutive active ROPs 3-like. The transcript has 3 exons. NCBI's taxonomy places the organism in Eukaryota, Viridiplantae, Streptophyta, Magnoliopsida, Lamiales, Lamiaceae. The record is from RefSeq and is a predicted model, not a curated record. The coding region runs from base 1067 to 2734 and encodes 555 amino acids.
AUCUUCUUGAAAUUAGCUAAAAGACUCCCUAUAUCAAAAAAAAGUUUACAGUUGUCAACUAGCUAUCUAUGGCUGUAUACAGUUCUUUCUUGGCUAAAGGAGAUAAUAAUGUGAGGAAAUGCUCUCAAACAUUUCCAAGAACUUGAACGAGGCGUAUAUGCUGCUGCAUUUUGUGGGUUCAGAGAGAGAGAGAGAGAGUUUGUAUCUGCUUCUAUAAUUUUAUUCCCUAUGAUUUUUUGGGUUAAUGGGGCUGGAUGCAAAAUGUGAUGAUGGUAUACUUUGAAUCCUCUUUUUAUAAUCCUUCCUCUCUCUCUCUCUACACAAAAGUUUUGGACCUCAAAGCCACUUUACAGGCUUUGUUCAAAGGCAGAGUAUGAUAAUCCCUUUUCAGGAAAUCACCUUUUUUUCACCCUACUCUGUUUUCUUGUAUGUCUUUUCUCAUUUGGUUUCUUUCUCCUUUCCAAGAUGCUUUUCUUCUUUUUUGGACUGUGUAUAAUACUGAGAUAUAAUAACAAUAUUCAAUCCAUUUAUUGAGUGAGGUGAAGCUACUUUAGCUGCUUUCUUGCAUGAUUACAUUCAACUAACCGCUGCAAAUCUCACAAUCUUCUUGUUAAUUGUUCUUGAUUUUUCAUCAUCUUGUGUUUUUUCCGGCCAAGAGCCAUUUUUGGUUGAAUCAUUUGUCACCAUUGGUUUACAUGCACACUUGCUUCAACGAAUGCAAUAAAUGAUGCUCGUGGAUACAAUAAAUACCGAAUGCCAAAAGCAGCAAGAAUUCUUGAAUCCUUUUCUGCUGGAUUCAUAUAUCUCGGUUUUUGGUUAGACAUCGGAAUGAGACGUUGUACUAAUCCCAUGUUGCUCGAUUGCAUCUUCUUCUAUCUCAAAUGAAGCAUUUAAUGUUGUAUUUUCUGCAAUGUGGUAGAAAUGAUUCUGUACAUUAUCAUCAUUUCAUCAGAUUCCCUAAAUAUCUGUACAAUUUUUUCCCUCUCUGCACUGUUGCAGGUGUUGUGGGCCACCAAGCAUUCGAGUAGCAUCUAAAUAUCUUCCAUUUUCGAGUUUCGUUUGAAAUAUGCAGACGCCUAAGUCAAGAACCAGUUCCUCAGGAGCAGCUCCGCGGAUUUCUCCUCACUCUAUUUCAUCUGAGGUGUCGGGGAAGAGCUCCCCUCGAUCAGCUCCCUCCGAGGCAUCCAGGAAACAUUCUCCACGAGCUGCCCGCCAGCUCAAGACAAGUCCGCGUUUUUUAGAGCCCACCAUCUCUUCUUCUAACCUAGCAACUCGAGCGCCAAAAGAGGCGAGCCUUAGAGUUUCUGAUCACAACUCGCCUGCAAGUCCGCUCUCUGAGAAGAAACGUCUGACCAAAGUUGCUGAGCUCGAGUCGCAGAUUUCUCAGCUAGAAAAUGAUCUGAAAAAUGUGAAGGAUCAGUUAUGCUCAUCAGAAAAAUCUAAGAAGCAAGCCCAGAGAGAUGCAGAUGAAUCCAACCAAGAGCUCUCAGUCCUCUCCUCAAAGCUUGAAGAGUCGGAGAAGAAACUUCUAGAGCUUUCAGCCUCUCGGAAUGCUCUUACAGUAGAGCUCUCUGAGACAAGUGAGGAACGAGACAGGUCGUUGCAAGCUGAGCUGGAGGCUCUGCAGAAGCAGCAGUUGCAAGAAUCAGCUGCUUUGGCCUCUGCAUUAGAUGAGAUCGAAAGGCUCAAAGCUCAGCUUGAGAUGGUAGCUGCGUCCGAAGCUAACAACUCAGAAUCUGCACCAACCGAGCUCCAUAACCUGAACGAGGCACUUGUGGUCGUGGAAGAAAUGAAGAAGCAGCUAAGCGACUCCAAGAAAUCAGAAGCUGAGGCGCAAGAACUCGUUGGUGAGACACUUAUGCAGCUGGAAGCAGCGAAGAAGAUGGUGGAGACGCUUAGGUGGGAUGGAUGUAAAGCUGCAGCUAGUGAGCUGGAACAGUCGAGGGCUCGUGUUGAGCUUCUAGAAGAGGACAUUAGAAAACUGAAUGCUGAAAUUGAAGAGAAGAAGGCAGUUGAAGCAGAAUUGGCCUCCGUGAAGCUCCAAGUGGAGCAGCUGAGAUCUGCUCUAGCAGUUGCUGAGACGAGGCGGAGUGAGGAUCAAGCUCGGAGCACAGAGCAAGUGAAGCACGCUCGUGAGAUCGUGGAACAGAUCAAAUCUGCAUCAGGGCAGAGAGAGGCGGAGUUGGAGGCAGAGCUGCGGAAAUCCAGCUAUGAAAUCGAGGAGCUGAGGUCGAGCCUCAUGGAUAAGGAGACGGAGCUGCAGAGCAUCUUCGAGGAGAACGACGCCCUCAUAAUGCAGCUGGAGAAGGCGAUAUCCGGGCACAAGGAGCAGGAGCUGAGAGCGGAAAUGGAGAGAAUAAAAGCACAGCACGAUGAGAUAGCAGAGGAGAACAGAGCACUGAGGGUGGAGAUGGCGGAGGAGGUGGAGAGGAGCAAGAGGAAGGCGGCUGAGCAGCUGGAGGCGGCGCAGGCAGGGAAUGCGGAGAUGGAGGGGGAGCUGCGGAGGCUGAAGGUGCAGUCGGAUCAGUGGAGGAAGGCAGCGGAGGUGGCGGCGUCCAUGCUGUCGGUAGGGAACGCGGUGGAGAGGACGGGGUCGAUGGACAACAACUACAGCCCGCGGAUGAGGAGGAUUGCGUCGCCCUACGCAGAUGAUCUUGAUGAUCAACUGCUCAAGAAGAAGAAUGUCAAUGUGCUCACAAAGUUUGGCGUGCUGUGGAAGAAGCCACACAAAUGAGAAUAAAAAUUGUAUUGCAUUUCUUUGCUACAACAACUCUUCAGUUUUAGGCUUAUUUGGUUAACAUGAAUGAAUUCAGUGAUGUUUAUUCAGUCAACAUACUUGACUUUUUUUUGUCUUGAAAAUGGGAAGAUAAUUGGGUUAAUCACA